This is a messenger RNA of Diuraphis noxia (Russian wheat aphid), 1407 nucleotides long. RefSeq lists its product as uncharacterized. NCBI's taxonomy places the organism in Eukaryota, Metazoa, Arthropoda, Insecta, Hemiptera, Aphididae. Gene Ontology annotation, biological process: microtubule-based process. The record is from RefSeq and is a predicted model, not a curated record. Gene Ontology annotation, cellular component: microtubule. Gene Ontology annotation, molecular function: structural constituent of cytoskeleton; GTP binding; GTPase activity.
AUGGGAAAGAAAAAAGGCGCAACAAAUAAAUCUAAAAAGGCACAACUUGUAAAACCAAAAGUAGAUGAACCAGAACUAUCACCACCACAAACAUCACCACCACCUCCAUCGCAAGGUGAGUUCAUAUGGAUUCAUAUUGGACAAGCUGGUGUUCAAAUUGGAUUAGCAUGUUGGGAAUUAUUUUGUCUUGAACAUGGAAUUAAUCUAGAUGGAUCAGUUAGAGAAUUAACAACGAGCUCUACAUCAAUGUUUUCUUUGUCGCAAGACAACUCCUAUGUCCCUAGGGCUCUGAUUGUAGACACCGAACCUUCAGUUAUAGAUGUUUUGAAAAGUGGAAAUUUCAAAAACUUAUUUUCUUAUGAGAAUAUGAUAUCUGGAAAAGAAAGUGCAGCGAGUAAUUAUGCUGUUGGUUUUUAUGGAGUUGGCAAGAAACUUGCAUCAAAAGUUAUGGAUCAAUUGACACGGUUAGCUGAAGAUUGUAAUUCAUUACAGGGUAUUGCUGUCAUUAGAUCAAUAAGUGGUGGUACUGGAUCUGGAAUGGGUUCACGGAUCAUCGAAACUAUUAGAAAUACUUACCCCAACAAAACAAUUAUUGACUUAAAUGUUUGCUCUUCAUCAGAAUUUUCAAAUAUUAUUGUGGAACCAUAUAAUACUGCCUUGGCCACUCAUCAUGUUUUAGAUGWAGUCAAUUGUUCUUUGCUCUUUGAUAACAAGUCAAUCUAUGAUAUAUGUGGCUCUAAAUUAGAUUUGCCUAAACCUACUUAUGCAAACAUAAAUAGUAUUGUGGCACUAGUUACCUCAGGAAUUACUUCAUCUCUCCGGUUUGAAGGUUCAAUGAUGAGAAAUAUUUCAGAAUUGUUAAUGAAUUUAAUACCUCAGCCCCGAUUGCAUUUUCCACUGAUUUCAUAUGCUCCCAUCACAAAUUGUACCAGAAGUAUUUCAUCAGCCAAUACCCAGUCGGCUGUAAUGAGCUUUGAUAGUGAUUAUCAAAUGAUCAAAAUUGACCCUAGGCUGGGCAAAUAUUUGUCAAUAUGUAUGAUGUUCCGGGGGAAUUUAAACCCAACCAAUAUCAAUACAACCAUUGCUUUUCUUCAAAGAGAACAAACUAUUCCUAUAACGCAUAAUAUGAACUCUCCAAUAUUCAAGUUUGGUCUAUGCAAUCUACAUCCUAUUGCAGUACCAGGUAGUGGAAUCUUUGCGGCCUCUACAGCUACAACAACAUUAUGUAAUAAUACUAUUAUUAAACAGUAUUGGAUGAACACAAUGAACAAUUUCAAUAAAUUGUUAACCAAACGAGUGUUUUUACAUCAUUAUACGGGAGAAGGGAUGGAUGAAUCAACUUUUGAUACAACUAAUGGAAACAUUGCAAAAUUGAUAGCAGAGUAUGGAGAAAUUGAAAAUUCAUAA